Cinclus cinclus is the source of this 2883-nucleotide messenger RNA. It is a transcript of the gene GRAMD1B, whose product is annotated as GRAM domain containing 1B. Gene Ontology annotation, cellular component: endoplasmic reticulum-plasma membrane contact site; endoplasmic reticulum membrane; plasma membrane. Gene Ontology annotation, biological process: intracellular sterol transport. Bases 1 to 2748 code for a protein of 915 amino acids. The transcript has 24 exons. The record is from RefSeq and is a predicted model, not a curated record. Gene Ontology annotation, molecular function: sterol binding; sterol transfer activity. NCBI's taxonomy places the organism in Eukaryota, Metazoa, Chordata, Aves, Passeriformes, Cinclidae.
AUGCCAGCUGCCAACAUGACAGAAACCCUGCAGCUCCCGGCGCUGCGGGUCCCCGAGCAGCAGGUGCUGGAGGGCGGCUGUGCCUGGUCCAGCUCGUCCACCCCGACCCUGCGCAGGAAGCGCUUCAAGAUGAGGAGGAUGAAGAACGUGCAGGAGCAGAGCCUGGAGGCCGGCAGGUACCAGGAUUCUCCUUCCUCCAGCAAGGAAUACCUGCAGCUCCCAUCCAUUGAGAUCACCCCCUCCAGUGACGAGGACACCCCCUGGUCCAACUGCUCCACUCCCAGUGCCUCCCCGCGCCGCAAGCGCUUCCUCCUUCGGAAGUGGCUGCGCGUCCGAGAGAAGAAGGAGUGCAGUGAGAGCAGUAGACAGGAAGGCAGCCAGCAGAGCAGCCAGCAGAGCAGCCACGACGAUGACUCUGCCCGGUUCCUGAGCCCCUUCAUGCGUGAGGACAGUACUGCCAGUAACUCCAACCGCAGCACGCCAGCCUGCUCCCCGAUCCUGCGCAAACGCUCGCGCUCGCCCACGCCGCAGGACGCCCCUGGGGACGCCAUGGUGGAGAAGGGCUCCGACCACUCCUCGGACAAGUCCCCGUCCACGCCGGAGCAGGGCGUCCAGCGCAGCUGCUCCUCCCAGUCCGGCCGCAGCGGGGCCAAGAACUCCAAGUCACACAAGCGCCUCUCCAAAAAAAGCCAGAGUUGGUAUAAUCAUGAGAGACAGUACAUCCGGAGAGUGUUGAGUCCCACGUACAAACAGAGAAAUGAGGAUUUCAGGAAACUCUUCAAGCAGCUCCCGGACACGGAGCGACUCAUCGUGGAUUACUCGUGUGCUCUCCAGCGAGACAUUCUCCUGCAGGGCCGCCUCUACCUCUCCGAGAACUGGAUCUGCUUCUACAGCAACAUCUUCCGCUGGGAGACACUGCUGACGGUUCGCUUGAAGGACAUCUGCUCCAUGACCAAGGAGAAGACAGCACGGCUCAUUCCCAAUGCCAUCCAAGUUUGCACUGACACUGAAAAGCACUUUUUUACUUCCUUUGGGGCUCGAGACAGGACGUACAUGAUGAUGUUCAGACUCUGGCAGAAUGCUCUGCUCGACAAGCCUCUGUGUCCAAAGGAGCUCUGGCACUUUGUCCACCAGUGUUAUGGGAACGAGCUGGGGCUGACCAGUGAUGAUGAAGACUACGUGCCUCCUGAUGAUGACUUCAACACCAUGGGCUGUAGCUGUUGUGAGAGAGGUAACCAUAAAAACCUGUGUUCUCUGUGGCGUCCCAGCUACUGUGAAGAAAUCCCCGUGGAGGAGAAUGAAGUCAACGACAGCUCCUCCAAGAGCAGCAUGGAGGCCAAGCCAGAAGCCAGCCCUCAGCUGCCAAAGAAAUCUGUCACUGCCAGCACCCUGACCUCCACAGGCAGCAGUGAAGCCCCAGCCUCGUUUGAUGGAGUUCUCCCAGAAGAGGAGGAGGCAGUGGCAGAGAGCCCAGUGGAGAAAGACCUUGGCAUUGCCAGCAUCAUGGGAGAGAAGAUCGACAUCAUUGGCCCUGUGAACUCCCCCUCCCUGGACUUCAAUGACAACGAAGACAUUCCCACUGAGCUCAGUGACUCCUCAGACACCCAUGAUGAAGGGGAGGUCCAAGCCUUUUACGAGGACCUGAACGGGCGGCAGUACGUGAACGAGGUGUUCAACUUCAGCGUGGACAAGCUCUACGACCUGCUCUUCACUGACUCCCAGUUCCAGAGGGACUUCAUGGAGCAGCGCCGCUUCUCCGAUAUUAUCUUUCACCCCUGGAAGAAGGAGGAAAAUGGCAAUCAGACCAGAGUGAUCCUGUACACCAUCACCCUCACCAACCCUCUGGCCCCCAAAACUGCCACAGUCACUGAGACUCAGACAAUGUACAAAGCCAGCCAGGAGAGCGAGUGCUAUGUCAUAGAUGCAGAGGUGCUAACUCACGACGUCCCCUACCACGAUUAUUUCUACACCAUUAACCGCUACACGUUGACUCGUGUUGCCAGAAACAAAAGCAGACUCAGGGUUUCCACGGAAUUGCGCUACAGGAAACAGCCUUGGGGGCUGGUGAAAUCCUUCAUUGAGAAGAAUUUUUGGAGUGGCCUGGAAGAUUAUUUCCGUCAUUUGGAGAGCGAGCUGACCAAAACAGAGAGCACGUACCUGGCUGAGGUGCACAGACAAUCCCCCAAAGAGAAGGUGAGCAAGCAAUCCACGGUGCGGCGGAGGAAACGCGCCCACGGCCACCUGCGGGUGCCACACCUGGAGGAGGUGCUCAGCCCUGUCACCACCCCCACGGAUGAGGAGGUUGCCCAUCGGAUCAAGCACGUGGCAGGUUCCACUCAGACACGGCACAUCCCUGAGGAGAGCCCCAGUGGCUUCCACCUGCAGAGUGUCUCCAAGCUGCUCCUUGUCAUCAGCUUUGUGAUCUGUUUCAGUCUGGUGCUGCUGGUCAUUCUCAACAUGAUGCUGUUCUACAAACUCUGGAUGUUGGAAUACACCACGCAGACGCUGACGGCGUGGCAGGGCCUGAGGCUGCAGGAGAGGUUACCCCAGUCUCAGACAGAAUGGGCCCAGCUGCUGGAGUCCCAGCAGAAGUACCACGACUCAGAGCUGCAGAAAUGGCGUGAGAUCAUCAAAUCCUCGGUGAUGCUUCUGGACCAGAUGAAGGAUUCACUAAUAAAUCUCCAGAAUGGCAUCGGGUCCCGGGACUUCGGGUCAGAUCCAGAUGAGAAACGGAAACGUUUCCAUUAACAGGCAGGAAUGCAGGAGGCCAGAGGACGGUGUGCAAUACGUGUAAAUAGGAUAUAUAAAUAUAUAUAUAAAUAUAUAUAUAUACAGAUAUAAAUAUAUAUAUAUUAUAUACAGAUUUUAAGAGAAAACAGAAAA